This is a messenger RNA of Penicillium macrosclerotiorum, 1266 nucleotides long. RefSeq names its product serine/threonine-protein phosphatase 2A activator. The record is from RefSeq and is a predicted model, not a curated record. Bases 1 to 1266 code for a protein of 421 amino acids. The transcript has a single exon. NCBI's taxonomy places the organism in Eukaryota, Fungi, Ascomycota, Eurotiomycetes, Eurotiales, Aspergillaceae. Gene Ontology annotation, biological process: mitotic spindle organization. Gene Ontology annotation, cellular component: nucleus; cytoplasm; protein phosphatase type 2A complex. Gene Ontology annotation, molecular function: protein tyrosine phosphatase activator activity; peptidyl-prolyl cis-trans isomerase activity.
AUGGCUUCGACUUCACUAGCGCCGCAAGCCGGCAAGGUGGAUCUGUCCAAAAAGCUGUCUGAGCUGCGGUCAAGCAAUAAUCGGCGAUCCCAGACUGCUUCUGGCCGAGAUGCUACCCCGACCACCCCUCCUUUGCCAUCGCCCCCCGACCUCUCCGCUCACCAAUACGCGCGCCCCAUCCGCCGUAUCCUGUCAUCCAAAGAUCAUGAGCUGUUUCUGUCAUCCCCGACAUAUAAGCUCGUACUUUCCUUUAUCUUCGGCCUGUCCGACUCUGUCCGUGGUCGGGCGGUCACCGAUCUCCCGCACAGGCCCGAAUCCUCCUCUAUCAGCCAAAUCGCCUUGAUCGUCAGUCGCUUACGAUCUCUCCUCGAAGACCACCCAGCCCUCGACCAGGGCGGAUCACGAUUCGGAAAUCCCGCGUUCCGGGCCUUUUUUGAUGACGUGGCCACACAGAGUUCAUCAUGGCAUACCGAGAUUCUGGGCAUGUCCGAUCCCGCCGCGAUUGAGGAAGCAUCCACGUACUUGAUCCACUCCCUUGGAUCGCGAGACCGACUGGAUUACGGCUCCGGUCAUGAAUUGAAUUUUAUGAUGUGGCUUCUGUCCCUCUACCAGCUGGGACGACUGCCUGCCACCGAAUUCCCGGCCGUCGUCUUCCAGGUUUAUCUCCAGUACCUGCAUCUAAUGCGGGAUAUUCAGUCCACUUACUACCUAGAGCCGGCCGGCUCGCACGGCGUGUGGGGGCUAGAUGACUACCACUUCCUACCGUUUCUAUUUGGGGCCAGCCAGUUGGUGGACCACCCCUACGUGACGCCGCUGGGGAUCCACAACACGGCGAUGCUGGACGAAGAAGGCGACAAGUACCUCUAUCUAGAUCAGGUACGGUGGGUCGAUAGUGUCAAGACCGUCAAGGGUCUGCGCUGGCAUAGUCCAAUGCUGGAUGAUAUAUCGGGCGCUAAGAACUGGUUCAAGGUGGAGAGCGGCAUGAAGAAAAUGUUUGUCAAGGAGGUCUUGGGGAAGCUGCCCAUUAUGCAGCAUUUCCUGUUUGGCAGUCUGCUGCCUGCGGCCGAUGGGAUGAGCAAUCCCUCGGAGCAUGGCGACGCGGAGGAUCACGAUGAGGACCAUGGUCACGACCACCCUCAUGGCCACCAGCAUACGGAUUGGUUUGGGGACUGCUGCGGCAUCAAGGUCCCCAGUACCGUGGCCGCGGGUGCGGAGAUGCGCAAGCGGAUGGGUGGCACAGGGUUGCGGCCGAUACCGUUCGAUUAA